AUGUCUGCACUGAGCAAGCUGCUCAUGUCGGCCAUGAUGGUUCUAGUCUCAUGGCGUCUGUGCGUUGUUGGCGCGCCAGUAGGAUCGAGUAAGACGCGUAAUGCGUCGCCAACGAUUUCGAUCUCGCAGCCGCUGCACAUCGAGGAGCUCUCAACGGAAGAGUUGUUCAAAGCAGUGGUUGCGCACGAUGCGGUGGUGCUGUCGAACGCGCGAUCCGAAUCAAGCUCGUCGUCUGGUCGGCCUGUCGGCCUGAUGAGCUCGGCACCGCUCGUGCACGGACGCACUGAGCAGCUCAGCGAUGGAUGGUCUCUAUACAAGCUACCGUCUCUACUCGACUAUCCGAUCAGCUUGAGCCGCUCGCACCUGGUCUCGUUCGACACGACCAGACCAGCCGUGCAACUUCCGCUCGAUCCAAGAGACCUUCAUGCUUCGAUCAAGUCGUUCGCCUUUAAUCGAUUCUACAUUCGACUCAACCGGAAUCAUGCUGGCACGUAUUCGGAUCGCGCAAGCCAAGCGGGAUGGUUAGACAGGGUCCAGUACUCGACCAACAAGAAGACGGAACUGCAGAUGGCAAAGGAAGGUGUGAUGGCCAAGGCCAAGGCAUUCGAGUGGGCACAGAGGAUGGCAAAGGAGCAUCCAGGCUGGAUGAGUGAAGAGCAAGUGCAAAGUUCGUUGGACAAAACGUGGGCGCUGUGGUCCAGAGGAUUGGGCGAAGCAACGGGUUAUGCAUACAUCCCUGUCGACCUGGUCAAAUCCAAGAUGCUCCGUCGACAACUCAGAGCCUAG
Mycosarcoma maydis (corn smut) is the source of this 786-nucleotide messenger RNA. RefSeq lists its product as uncharacterized. The record is from RefSeq and is a predicted model, not a curated record. The transcript has a single exon. NCBI's taxonomy places the organism in Eukaryota, Fungi, Basidiomycota, Ustilaginomycetes, Ustilaginales. The coding region runs from base 1 to 786 and encodes 261 amino acids.